UUAUGAGCGAAAUGGCCGACGAAACUGUUGGUGUUGCCAAGGAAAAGCUAGCUCAAGAGGAGUAUGUCACGCCAAUGAGAAUGGAGCCUGAGCCAAAGAAACCUUCAGAUUUAGUCCCUGAAGCAAGUGCUCCAUACUCUGACAACCCUCCACCAAAACCUCAGGCAAGGAUCAGGGGUAAGAAAGCUCCUGAACUUCCAGUAUUUGAAAGGAGAAACUGGUUAAUUCAUCUUCACUAUGUCAAGAAAGAAUUUGAGAACUGCAAGGCUCUAAUUAAGGACCAGCUUCAGGAAUCAAAUGGCCUGUGUGAGUACGCCCUCUUUGUCCAAGCUCUUAUCCUCCGGCAAGAAGGCAGGAUUCAGGAAUCAUUAGAGUGCUUUCAGACAUGUGCCUUAAUUAAUGCUCAAAAUCCAGACAACCUGAAGCAAGUUGCUCGCUCUCUAUUCCUAUUAGGAAGGCACAAGGCAGCUAUAGAUGUUUAUUCUGAAGCAUCUCGGAUGACAGAGAGAGACUGGGAGAUCGCUCAUAAUGUAGGAGUCUGCUACAUGUAUUUAAAAGAGUACCUCAAGGCCAAGGAGUACCUAAAGCAAGCCAUCCAGUAUAACAGACACGAUUUAUCAUAUGUAAUGCUUGCUAAGAUAUACUUGAUGGAAGGAGACGUCCAAAUGGCUACUGAUGUUUAUAAAAGAGCUGUUGAGUCUUUUCCUGAAAACCCUGAACUUUUGACAACUCUUGGUCUUCUGUACCUCCAGAGUGGUCAGAAUCAACGUGCCUUUGAGCAGCUUGGGAAUGCAUUGACAUAUGACCCCAGUCAUGUAAAAGCUAUUCUAGCUGCGGGUAGCAUGAUGCAGCAGCAUGGUGACUUUGACGUAGCUCUGACCAAGUACCGUAUCGCUGCUGCAGCCGUCCCUGAGAGCACAUCAAUCUGGAACAACAUUGGCAUGUGCUUCUUUGGCAAGAAGAAAUAUGUUGCCGCAAUCAGCUGUCUCAAGAGGGCGUCCUACCUGUCUCCGUUUGACUGGAAGAUCAUGUAUAACCUAGGCCUCGUUCAUCUCACCAUGCAGCAGUAUGCAUCGGCCUUUCAUUUCAUCAGUGCAGCCAUCAACCUCAGACCAAAGAUGGGUCAGCUCUACAUGCUGUUGGCUGUUGCUUUAACUCAUCUUGAUGAUGAAGAGAAUGCCAAUAAUGCAUAUGAGCAGGCUGUGGAAUUGGAAGAAAAAGAUCCAUCGGUGUGGCUGAACUAUGCUGUGUUUCUCUACAAUCGAGGAGAUAGGAAGAAUGCGGCCAAGCACUUCACAACCUUUGAGCAAAAACUACAGAAACUGAAAGAAGCAGGAACUCAAGAAAUUGACCAAGAGUUGACAGAGACGGCUGGCAAGCUGGGACCAGCCCUCCAAGUGGGUGAAAAUCUGGUAUGGAAAGACCAAUCCAACAACAGGCAACAACAACCAAUGAGUAGCAAUCCACCACCACAACAGCAGUCAACACAAGCUGCAGCAGCAAACUCUGAUGCAGCGUUGAUGGCGGCGUUACAGAACGCUCCACCGCCUUACUCGGCGGUAGAUCCCGAAGCCGCCAAGCGACAGCAGAGAAGAAAAGAACUUGCACAGUAGACAUUCGGCUGUUAUUUCUUGUAGGAUCAUGGUUAAUUAGAGGACAGUGUCUGCAUGGACUACCUUGCACUCAUCAGAGGGUGUAUGAAAUACAGUGGAUUUCUUUGUAGAUUAGAAAGCAUUGUAUGAUGUUUAUACUCAUUUGUAUUGACACUUUGCUUUCUCAAUAUGUUUAUACUUGAAGUCUUUUUACUGGUAAAUAUGGAUUUUUUAAGAACUCCUUGAUGUUCAGCUUUCUCAGAUGUUGCCCUGUGGACCAAUUAUCAGAACUUAAUGAUAAUAAUAAUGAAUGUUGAUUUUCUGCUUUAAUGCAUUGAGGUGUUUAAGAACAAGCGGCAUGGUUGAUUCUAUUCCCUUGCCUUCAAAAUGUCUUAUUUUUAUUUGCAUGGUUGGUUAAAACAAAUUCAAACAAGGUGAAGAUUUCUGAAUUUAGUUAAGUAUUUUGUUUUAGUCAAAGUGCUUCAGUGCGGCAUUCCACUUUUCCUGGGACAUGUAGUGUAGCAGUGUUAACACCUGUGAGAGAUGGCUUUCAGCUCUUUUUUGAUUUCCCAGUCCUCUGAUUCUUACUUCACCUAGGACAACAAAAGUAUAGGCAUUGUGUUUUAUAAGUGGUCAGGGCCCCGUCUUAUAAAGAGUUAUGAUUGAUCCGAUCAAUCAUAAUUCUAUGGAAAUCCAUUAGUUUUUAAAAAAAAUUUCCACAAUUUGCACAAUGUCCUUUUUAUGCAAAGAGAAGCGCAGUGACUUUUUUCAAGAAAACAAUGAAUGCAUGGAUAUACAUCACAGCUAGAAAAUAUUUUGAACAAACAGGCAUAAUAGAUGUUGACGUUGAUGGCCGUCCAUAGUUGCAAUUGAUUGGAUCAAUCGUAACUCUUUGUAAGACGGGGCCCUGAUUUCCCAUUUGAUUUUCAGUAAAAAUUAUACCUUUCUCAUCCAUGCAGUUUUAUCUUUUAUAUGACUGGUAUGCGAGGACAAUAAGUCCGUCUACAUGUUUCCAGAAAAUCAAAUUAUUUAUUUUUCACUCAUCUAUGAUUGAGAUUUUUCUGGCUAAACUUCUUUGUACCAAUUUACUUCUGUGUGAAAGGCCCAUAGAUAUAUAGUGCAUUACAGGAUUUAUGUCAUAGUGUACAUAGUGUAUAAAGAGAAACUCUCAUGUUAUUUAAAUCACCUUGAACAUAGAGUAUUAUAAUUAUUAUUUUGUAUUUGUGUGUGCAAUGUUAUACUCAUUUCAAUUGAUAAGACUGCCAUUGGUUCUAUGAAGCGUUAAUAAUUCAAUAAUUUUGUGAGGUUUUUAAUAUUUUUCAUGGAAUAAUUUUUAUUAUGGGGUAAUAAUAUUUAUCAUGAAAAAUAUGUCAAAUUUGUAUUAAAGAGAAAAUUAAAUGAGGUUUAAUUGGCUUUGUUGACGCUGUAAUGUAUAAUUAAUGCUAGCAGCUCAAAGUUCAUUUCCAAAUUGAGAGCGUAAUUUGUAACUUACUAUAAGCAUACUAUUCAUAAACAUGAAUAAAUAAAUAUGAAGAAAAACAGAUGAAACAAAUUCUGUGUCCAUAUAGUCUACAUAGAUCCAGUAGGGAACUUAAAUGACUUAAUGAUUGACUGGAAUUAAAAUAAAAACAGUGUCGAAAAUAUAAAGCUGAUUAUACGUCAAAUGUCUUUAAUUUGCCUUUGCCCGUUGGCGCAGCUUACUACACAGCUUGACCCAUCACAAGAAAGGUGAAUUCUGGCAUGUGCUUGUGUAGGCUUCCACUACGAGAGCAAAUUUAAAGAUGUUUUCAAAACAAUCUUGUUCAAUAUUGCAUUUGUUGCAUUCGCGAUGCUGAAUGUUGUAAAAUCUGAGCUGAUCACGUUUCUGAACGUACGUUUUUGCAUUCAAAUUUUCCUCCAAAUCACGAUCUGAAAGACUUACUUUUUCGACCAGGUAUUGGGAACAUUAAACACACCAUUUGUUUCUCAAUAUAUCUGUGUUCUGUAAUUGCGUUUUCAAUCAUGAUUCAUGUUGCUGUUUAUAUAUUUGAUAAUCAACUUUGAACACACCCUGAGUCACACUUAUCUUGUGAAACUCCCCAGGUGUAAAUUUGUGACAAGUUUUGCAAUAUAAUCUUGGUUAGAAAGCAAAAGAAGUGUUAGUAAUUGCCCUUUGUCUUUAUUGACCAUAAACAGGAGAAGCACAUGCAUUAAUUGAUUGAAGCUCACUCUGCAAAUUAUGUCCUCAUUUAUUUUUAUGUUCAUUUCUGUAUCAAAAGCCUGCCUCACAUAAUACUAUUUAUUCUGAAGCAUUAAAGAAAUGAAUUGCAAUGAAUUGUCCAUUAAAACUCCUAAAAUGGGUUUGUUGAGGAUCUGAGUAGUCAUAAAAAGAUAGUUAAAUCAAAUUAUGGCAUCACAUGCCUUCUUGAUUGAGAAAAGGCCUGAUUGGUUAAGCAUAGCAUGGAGGAAUUCUUUCUACCUCCAUGAUCAUAGCAGUUUUAAAAUGGUUGUGAUCUGAAACAAAUUUUUAAAUUUCAACCUGGCACAAAGUCCUUAUGCGGUGUAUUCACGCGAUUUUAGAACCAAAUUUGUGAAAAUGCUACUCUUAUUUUCUACCGAUAUCAGAUGGCGUGGGUUGAUAAUGAAGCAGGCUUAAGAAUAGAUUUUAUGUUCUCUAUUUGAUAUAUAAAAACUUGUUUGUAAAUACUCAUGUGUAUUGAAAGAUAUAAAAAUUAAAAAUUUGUUGACUUCGAAAUCAUUUGUAUCUGAAAGGGAUUUGUACUCCUUCCCCCUCCCUUUUGUGCACCAAAAUACCAGUUUUAGUUAAUAUCAGGCCCGUUGAACAAAAGCUUGACUGACAUCACACAUAUAAUUGGUAUUAGUAAAUUAUUUUUUUUUGAGGUUAUCAUUAUACAUAUUGUCAAUUGGGUGUUUAAACCUUGUAUCUCAUAAUUGGGACAUUUUGGGGGACAGUUCAGAAAGCUUGCUUUUAGACUCACGACACAAGUAGCUACCUUCUUUUGCCAAGAAAGAAUUCUCGAUAUGAAUAAGGAGACCAUUUUCAGACAUUAGGUUGCCGCCGUUGCCGUAAUUCGAAAAUACAGCUUUUUUUCUGAACUGUGCAAUAAUUUUUUUUUUAUUGAGAUAAAAGGAUUUACCACUCUAGUGGGAUUUCAAUUCCCACCAUAGGGUAUAGGGUAGGGAUUUACACUGAUUUAAAAAUGAUCUACUAUUAACUUUUCAAAUAUUUGUAACUUUCAUACUACCUGUCCCACCAAAGUUUCACCAUUGAUAUAUAUUUUUUUUUUUUGCUUUUUGCUUUGAUACAACUUAUUUUGGUACCAAGGUUGGUGUUCCCUUCAGGAUCACUCCUGAAGCAAUUUUAACUUGUAAUUGUGUGUAAAUUACAAAUUUCACACAGAAGAUCCUUUGGGAAAUUAUGCUAGAAAUUUGUUUCAUCUAUAAAAGGUGUUUGAAAAAGUGUGAUAUUUGAUUAAUUUCAGUUAUGUGUUUUUGAAAUUCACAGAAAUAUAAACAAAUUUCUCGA
Molecule: messenger RNA, 5118 nt
Organism: Lytechinus pictus (painted urchin)
Lineage: Eukaryota; Metazoa; Echinodermata; Echinoidea; Temnopleuroida; Toxopneustidae
Product: Bardet-Biedl syndrome 4 protein-like
Exons: 13
Coding region: 3-1613 (536 amino acids)
Biological process (GO): RNA processing; cilium assembly; protein localization to cilium
Cellular component (GO): ciliary basal body
Molecular function (GO): protein binding
Source: RefSeq, a predicted model, not a curated record